Messenger RNA from Ectocarpus sp. CCAP 1310/34, 1384 nucleotides. NCBI's taxonomy places the organism in Eukaryota, Phaeophyceae, Ectocarpales, Ectocarpaceae. The record is from the annotation of a GenBank genome assembly.
CCCAAGGCUACAUACCUCGCACCAUCAGAGCUCAAGAAGACCGUGCGAGAAAGGCAUGAGAGCGAAGGAUCGAGUCACCGCCUACAUGGCUACGAGCGCCAGCGGGCGUAAGGUGCCGCUGUCUUUUAUCGGCACAGCCAAGGAGCCCCGGUGCUUCAAGAUCCGGGGCUCACCCAUCAAGUAUUUCAGCCAGGAGAGCGCGUCGUCGGACGCGCGAGUGUUCAAGCUGUGGUGGUCGCAAGUGUUCCUGCCACACGUGCGCUCCGUCACCAGCGAGAAGGUUCUUCUCAUCAUGGACAACCACAGCAGCCACGCCGACCUCGUAGACCCCAAGGAGCAGCCCAUGGAUGCCGGGAUCAUCGCAGCCUGGAAAGUGCGGUACAGGACGAAGCUGCUGGGGAUUCGCGUCGACACGAUGACGUCGGCGGCGCAGCUACGGGAGCAGGCGAAGGAACGCAAGGUGAUUCGGGGCUGCAUGGGGCUCGCGGAAGGAGNUUUCAGCCAGGAGAGCGCGUCGUCGGACGCGCGAGUGUUCAAGCUGUGGUGGUCGCAAGUGUUCCUGCCACACGUGCGCUCCGUCACCAGCGAGAAGGUUCUUCUCAUCAUGGACAACCACAGCAGCCACGCCGACCUCGUAGACCCCAAGGAGCAGCCCAUGGAUGCCGGGAUCAUCGCAGCCUGGAAAGUGCGGUACAGGACGAAGCUGCUGGGGAUUCGCGUCGACACGAUGACGUCGGCGGCGCAGCUACGGGAGCAGGCGAAGGAACGCAAGGUGAUUCGGGGCUGCAUGGGGCUCGCGGAAGGAGCGCAGCCUCACAUCCUGGACGCAGCUGAGCUAGGCCUCGAGGCGUGGAAGGAAGUUUUGCCGGAGACAAUCAAGAGGUACUGGAAGAAAUGUGACAUCCUUCCUCCUGCGGUGCACGCGGACCUCGACCAGGACGUGGGAAAGAAUAUCCCCAACAAGAAGGAGAGUCUCGAAGAGUUGACGGACUUGGUGCAGCGUCUUUCUCUUGAGGCGAAGAAGUCAACUGUCGAUGAAGACCUUGGCGAGGCGCUUAAGGGGGAGGCGAUUAUUGCAGAUCUGAAGGACGAUCUUUGUGAGGAGUCGCUUGCCCACCUGAACAUGGACCAACUGAACAUAGACUCGGACGACGUCGAGGCCGACUCUUUGGCGGGAGACGAGGGACAGUGUACGCAGACCCUGGUCUAUCCUCGUCCGCCACCGUACGCUGACGUAUCUAGGCAGUUCGUAGACCUCGAAGAAAAAGCGGAGAGGUGCAGCAUGGCCGGGGUAGCUUACCAUCUUCGCAAGGCGAAGUUAGCCUGGAUGAGCGAGGCUGGGUCAAAGAAAACGAAGCAAACAUGCAUGGCAGACUUCAUGUAA